Messenger RNA from Amoebophrya sp. A120, 7056 nucleotides. The record is from the annotation of a GenBank genome assembly. NCBI's taxonomy places the organism in Eukaryota, Dinophyceae, Syndiniales, Amoebophryaceae.
GUCACUCUCUAGAUCGGUCCGGUUCGCUGCUUCCUUCAACAUCAACAUGAUCACUCGGCGUCGGCGCUAAUGUUAUUCAUCUUGACGCGUUUCUCUUUCUCGAUGUGAGACUAGAGGCGAUUGCCGUCUGGUGCGGCUCCGAUAGCUCCAUCCGAAGGGGCGGAAUGUGGAAGAAGUGGCAGUCCGCCCCCUACUUCUCAUACAACUUGCCGGCACCGUCACCAUGUCCAUGUAGUUGAUGUUCGUGCCUCGUGUAAUGCGAGUAAAGAUACUUAAACAGGUCGCGGCGGUGGGCGGGGGAGAGGCCAAUGAAGGUACCAGCAGGUGGUCCAGUCGGCGACUACGAGCAGCUACUUCCAUGACCCCCGAACAGUUUUAGUUGAUCGUGUAGUCUGCUUCUGUGAGACACGCACACCAACAGGCUGCACACUCGUCAUCCACUUCUACUGGCGAGCGAUAACAAUUCUGCAGCGUCGAGCCAGUCGCGCGAAAAAACGACCACACGUCGGAAGUAUCCAAACCAUGACACUGUUCCAAACGUCUCAGCUCCUCGCAGCAGGGGGAGCCGUCACGGCGACCAGUGCAGCUGCCGUCCAAAUGACCCCUGCGCCCGACAUCAACAUGGUCUUUUGCCUGGACAUUGUGCACAGCCUGGGCGCCACCGUGGCGAGCUUUUUUUCGGCCCUGACCUUUUUCACCGAGUGGAAGAAGCAGACGGGGUGCACCGACGAUUUCCGGGCGAGUUCCGAUCUAAACGUAUUAGAGAGAACCUACAGCAGCAGAAAUAUCGGGGGAGGCGGGGAGGAAGAAGGAGCGCCUGCUGGUGGAGGAGCUUUCGACACAUCUACUACGACCACCAGCGUAUCGGGCGAUGGCAGUUCAACUUCAAGUGCAGCUGCUGCAGCAGUCUCUGCUUCGAACUCGACGACAGAGGGAAGCAGCUACCAAAUUGCUGAUCAACAUCAAGGAAAAACAGAUCCGACCAAAGUUGUCCACGAUCCGGGUGGGCGAAUGACGGGUUCAGGGAAAAAAACAAAUCGGAAAACAGGACUUCGAAGAAUACGAGAAGAACAAGGCCGUGGAGGCACAGGCGGCGGUGGACGGUGCAAUGUGUACCUGAAAAUCAACAGCCCGUUGUCCGACGCAAACGGCACCGAUUGGGGUCUCUGGAGUCAGGAAACGCCCCUAGCGGCAUACCAGCGCUUGCCGUCCUGGGAAAGGCAAAAGCUGCCGCAUGCGAGGUAUUUAAAUAUGAUCGAUCAUCAUGACGCCAUGCCCAUGUACCACAUUGAUUUGAAGACUGGUUGGAACUGGGAGUAACAUCAAAUUGUGUUUUGAACAACAAUUUACUGGUAUUUGGGUACUACAAAACUUGGUGAUUUCCUCGUGAUGUGUGCGGUCAGCAUCCACCCCCAGUCUUUGAUGUCGAUUGUUGACCAACGAUUUUCCAGGCUGUCCGACCUCUUGGACCUUCGGUUGUUGGAACGCGGCUUGGGAAUUUUCAUCAAGGAGUUUGAUGAGGAUAUCGUUAUCAACAACACCACUGUGGUUUGCGACACCCAUACCGAAGCCGAUUUGAACGUGAAUCCGGAUUCCGUGCAGUUUAACAAACGAAGCGUGCUUUUGGAAGGAAAUUUGGCGAAAGCACGGAGUAACAAUAUCGCGGAGCUGAAGCAGGCCAGCUGCGCGGGCAAGAUCGUGGUGCAAGGAGGCGGUGGUCAGGAUGUUGCAGCAGCAGCAGCAUCUUCGUCUGCCAACAACUUGGACCAGAUCCACAAGCAACCAGUCACAGACAGUGACUUACCCCCUGCAACUACCAAUCAUCAUGCUUCGGAAACUACAACUACACCAUUUAAAACCGAUUCUUUGAUUACCGAUUUGAACAAAGAGGCUGCGAUGCAGAGGCAGCUGCACAACGUGCAGCUGUUGCAAGAUCCGCAUGAAGAACUCGGGCUGCACGGCAAAGCGGCGCUGUGGAACGUCCGGUUUAUGAAGACGAGGCCGCAGAUACUGAGUGGAAAACUUCACAAAUACAAACAUCUGCAAAAUUUGGUCUUUAGGGGCUUCAGGGCUGCUGGGAGGGAGUCCAGGGUCUGCGAAACGCGACGCCGGUGAGUCGAACAACAGCACAGCAACAGCGCGCGGCGUUCGUCUGUCCGGUAAGGUCCGGAGGGUUUGGCGCCGCUGGAUGCCAUACCGGACGACCACGAGCAUGCAUGUACUUCAAGAACAAAACCAGGCGGCUGCUGCCUUUCCUUUUCGUCGCGUCCGCCGAUGCGGUUUGUCGUUUAGCCCGUGACUGGAGCAAAAAAACGCUAUCCCCGAUUGGUAAACUUCCACAAAUGAACAGGCCCGACCCCUUCGGAGACCCCAAUAUCUGGGGCCCUUCGGAACAGCCAGAUUCCCAAUUCCCGAUUGGUAAAUUUCCACAAAUGAAAAGGCAGGGGGGUCCGGCGACCCCUGCCGGAGAGGUCGCCCGCGAGCAUUUUUCUGCGUCAUUUUGAUGCGAUUUUCGCCUUUCGGCGCUUCGACGCGACCUAUUACUGCCUCCGCCGGGGCCGCUUGGCGCCGGAAUUCCGGGCCCCCUGGUGUUGCCCGAAGAGCCCCAGCCCCGCCCUGCUAAGCGGCCCGCGCUGGGGCGACUUUGGUCGGGUUAAAUGGCGACCGCCUGAGGUGAAUGCUCUGGCGCCCCUCCCAAGGAUGCCCGACAGGGCCCAAAUUGCUGAAACACAUAACACCGGGCGCCUGCUUCUCUGCAGUUUUGCCCUUUAAACGUCAACUUUUGCAGAUAUUUGUAUUUGUGAAGUUUUCCCCUUAAUAGCAGAAGGAGCUGAGUGAUAGAUUUUUACUUUUCGAGGACAUCGAGAAGCACUUACACAAUCUGCAGAUGGCCUACUUCGCGUUCCGCUCGGACGUGUUGCAAAGACACAUGAAAAGACAGUACGCGAAGCUGCGGGAGAAUCAAGCUGGUGGCGCGGCGGGGGUACAUGAUGAACGACAAGCGUCCGCGACUCCUGCUGAUGCGUCGUCCGCGGACGAUUCGGGCAACGAAGACCGCGAAGCGGGUCGUGACUCGCCAUCUCUUGUUACUGGUACGAAACCAGUAGACACCUUGCAUUCUGUUGAAGAAGAACCAGAAUCUAACCCCUCCAUCCUGAUCAACGCCAGUCCUACGAUGUGGUCGCGCGAAAACAGCAUUUUCGAUUUGGGAAUCUUCCGCAUCUACCUCCGGAAUUUUCUUCCCUGGGCUUCGGUCGGGGUGAAGACCAUGUCGCUCAUGUCGAGUCGAGCGCUGUACUGGGAGAGCGCGUUGCAAGUCGGCAGGUUCAUUCACUUCCUACCGCAACUCACCCCGCCGAUGAGGCUACGUGCGGGGAUGUUUUUGCAAGAAAUGAAAUACAGAUUCGACGAGGAAUCGCAGAGCAUCGUGGUGGAAAGAAGGAGUAACGCGAAGAGCAAGGCUCCAGGACCGACAGCAGGAGUGCUACUCUCUACGUCGAUUUCUCCUCCUCCAAAACGAGGAAGUGGAAGUGGCUCUCAGCAGGAAAAAGCUGCAGACGACGACAGUGACGCCUCCUCGACCGGCCUCCUGGUGAACAAGAUCGCGCAGCAGAACUUCACGGAAAAACUCGUCGAGAAGGUCGCGAAAAACGCGGUGGGAAAACAGGACCGCCAUUCCUACGCGAAAGAGUUCACGAACCCGACGCUGUACGAGCGGUGGGCCGUGUCCAAAACCCGGUAUAGCGACCUGUCUUUGCCGUACCGGGAGGAGUUUGAGCGGUACCUGGCGCAGGCUUCGGUGAGGAGGUGGGAACAGGUGAAAAACGGAAGCUCGCAGGUGGAGCGGAGUUUGAGACUGAAAAGCGGGCUAGAUGUAGAAACCGAGUUUGAAGAUGGGCAGACUGCUGUCGAAGUGAACGAAGAUGGUACGGCGACUGUCGUUGCCACAGGUACAGCACCCGAACAAGAAACCGCAUCAAGGACGACCGAGGAUAUCAACUAUCCGAAAGAGCCAACCAGUCUUCCAGACACCAACGGGAGCGGCGGUACCAGGGUGAAACUCCGGAUCAAGGGCCUGCUGCGGCAGGCGGACACAGAUGUAGUCUCAGGCAGCACAGACAAUAAUUUACCCUCAACAAUACCUAACACACCAGUUCCCAGCGCCGCCCAGCAAGCAUCCUCGUCCGCUUCCAACUGGGCUUCCAUCUACCCGGAGCAGACCGUCGUGAAGAACGUGAAGAAUUGCGCGUAUUGGUUCAUGCGGCGAAAACUGGAGACGAACAUCGACGCUUUCGACAACAUCCACGCCGUGAUGCACAAUCCGGCCUACCGCGGCAGGUACCGACUCGGUGAUCACUACGUCAGCCUGAAACACCAAGACUUAGAUCUUCUUUUCAAAGCCGCUUUGGACGUAUGCAUUGCAAAAGUAUCGUACUAGUAUAAAUUGCAUCACAAAUUUUUUCAAGAAGAAAAAUGCAAUUUGUAAUGCUGUUUUACCUUAGGAGGAAGAUUUGUCAUGCAUGUUUGCAACUAGUACGAGUACGAGACUUUUGCACAGCAUAGGACGUGCAAGUGAUGCUGUUCAACAAACCGCUUCGGCGCAAAUUCAAGCGGUUUCCCGGGAAACUGCACUGGAUCACGUCCACCUUCGUGUCCUUCACUUCUUGCCUGCUCAACGUGCAGGGGAAUGGGAACCCGUACCUGAACCAGGAGUGCAAGCAGAUCGUGUCCCUGGCCGCGGUCGCGAAGGAGGUGGCGGAGUUGGCGCGGAGGAAGAAUUUGGAUUGCGUGAAUGUGAACAUGAUAUCCUGUGCAAAAGUAAGUAUCGUACUCGUAUAAAUGCUGCUCUUGCAUUACAAAUUUCUUUGUCAAGGCAAAUCAGCAUUACAAAUUUCAUUUCUCAUGCUGAGAAAAUUUGUAAUGCAUUUAUACGAAUACGAUGCUUUUGCAUUUCAUACAUGAACAUGUUCGUGGAUUCGGGGCACAAUCGGUUAGUUGAGUACACCGAGGAGGAGCUGGUGGAACUCGAAGAGUUCAUGGAACUCGCGGCAAAGUACUACGACGCUGACCUGCUGAAGCAGUUCGAUGUCGAAAUGCGGAAGUUGCUGGAGCAGAACAAGAUCCGGACCAAGUUCGUCGAACGAUACAACUUGACAAACGAGGAGAAAUUUGUACGGGAGUACGCGGAGGACACGCUGAAUUUUCGCCAGUACGUCGGCGGGUUUCACUACAUCUUCCGGGGUCGGGAGAGGGAAGAAAUGCUGGAGCGGGGCUAUGGGGAGGUGUUGGCGGGGGUGGACGCGGAAAAGGAUUUGCGGGUCGAGCCCAGGGAUCAGAUGCUGGUAGCAGCGGCGGAAAAAGACGAAAACGGCGUCGAGAUCAUAGAUGGGGAUGAAGCUUUGCAUGAGGAAUUAUUGGAUGCGGAAAAACGUUCUCUUUCUCACUCUCCUGCGAUAAACGACAAAGUAGACAAAAACACCAGCAAAAGCGCACCUGCUGCACCCGACACUGAAGACGGCGCUACAACGCCAACGAACUUCCUCGGGCAGCCGUUUGUUUCUGAGUACGGGGAAGGCGGGGCGCCGAUUGACCACAUUCUGUUCACGAGGCGGACCUUUCUGAACACCCGACUGCGCUACUUAGACAAGUCCCACCCAGAUCUCGCUUGGCGGUUCGAGUCGCUUGAGUUGCAGAAGCAAAACAUCAAUUUCGCGGAAAAACAGGCACGACGGAUAGAAUUGGAGGAGAUGCAGAUUAGACGGAAGGUCAUUUUGCAAAAAUCUCAACAAACUGGCACGGAGACAAUUCUUGCAGAGGACCCGGUGAUUCAAGCGAUCGAGUCCUACAACACGAAGAAGGAGCAAAGACAGGAAAACUUCUGCAAGAAACGGAACGUCGACUUGGAGACCCAGAAAAUCCUCCACAUUCGGCAAUCCGAGCACCAUCAAUUGAAUCUAAAACCGGUCUACUUCCACGGCGACUACUGCGAUAUUGAGUACCCGGCGGACAAAAUGCUGCAGGGGAAAGCGGCGGACGGGUGGUCGCUGAUUCUGACGCCCCCGCCGUUCGGCCGAUUGCGGAUAAAACCUUUGGUAAAGUUCCACAUUUUGCGAAAACCCUACGCAAACCUGUUCCACCACCAGGGCUCUCUGGCGAAGCAAGUACCGCUUCACGGCGCGCCGAAAUACUCGCAGGCAAGCAUCAACUUCGCCUUGAUGCACUUAGCGAGUUUGGCGCCACUGCUGAUAACGGAGGUAGGGACGUAUUGGACGGACGCGCUGGUGAUGAAGCGGCUGAGCAGCUGCGGCUACUUCCUUGACACUCUAGCGAAAGUGAAAGGGUUUCAGAAAAAGCAGAAGGAAUCGGCUCCCGCAUUUCAUGUCCAGCAGCUGGAUGACUCAUCCGAGGAGGAUGAUCAUGCUUUCAUCAACGACCCUGUGGCACUUGAACGCCGGAAAGCACAAAGACAAUUCGACAGACGAACCUUUGGGAAAGAUGACGCGGCUUUCUACACUGCCCGGAGCGAGUGUAAAAGCGUCGCUAUCCUCGAGGGAAACCGCACGGAAGUGAUGAAGCCGAUCUUCUACUGCGGCGAGCUAGAGUCCGACGAAGAUUUUGAAAGGUGCAGGUGCGCACUGUUGAGGGGAAGGUGCAGCCGACCAGGGAAUGAAUACCAUGGGUUUUUGUCGUGACUGCGGGGAUGUUCCAGUUGUACUGGAGCAGCUCACGCAGCGGAAAAAAACUUCAAAUAUAGAAAAGACAAAUAGAGCGAACUCUUUCACGCAUUUUUUUCACACAUGUUGACAUUUCAUCCACCCGAUUCCAGGAAAUGCAAGUUUUCGACCAUUGGAAUUUACAGGAGUAGGAGGGCACGGGUAGUACUAGUUGUACUACAACCUCCGGUACUGCAGGUACUACUUCCACGUGAGUUUAGUCCAACAAUAGUUCUUGAUCAGUGAACGAAAUUGAUAUUGAAAGCGCAUUCCAGUCUGCAAAUAAAACUUGAAAGUGAAGAAAGCAAAGACAGUGAAACGAAGAGUAAGUGAAAACGCGAAG